This is a messenger RNA of Calliphora vicina (urban bluebottle blowfly), 412 nucleotides long. RefSeq lists its product as uncharacterized. The transcript has 2 exons. Bases 52 to 288 code for a protein of 78 amino acids. NCBI's taxonomy places the organism in Eukaryota, Metazoa, Arthropoda, Insecta, Diptera, Calliphoridae. The record is from RefSeq and is a predicted model, not a curated record.
AUCUAAACACACACUUGAAGUCAGUUCUAUCUUACUACGAAAAACAACAAAAUGUUUAAAAUUUUUGUCUUUUUGUCACUCCUUGCUUUGGCUUUUGCCAAACCCGGCUACAUACACUCAGCUCCUGUUUUAACAUCUUACCAUCAUACCGCCACUGUGCCCGUUGCUCAUGUUAUACGUCCUGUGGUUGCAGCUCACAGUGUUGUUGCCACUCCACUGAUCCAUCAUCAACCAGCUGUUUUACAUGGUGGCUCUUAUCAUGGCUCUUAUCAUCAUGGUCUUUAUUAGAUAAAUUGAUAAUCUAGAUCUAGCGAAAUACUUUUUGUCUAGAUUUUGUAAAAUUGGCUCUGUAAAUUGGAAUAGUGUAUUAAUAAAAUUUGUAUUUGUCUUGUUGUAUUAAUUGGAAAAAUAA